AUGGAGUCUUCACUGUCAGAGAGUCGAAGCAGAAAGCCGUGGAAGUGUUUGAGCAGAGAAUCGUUGACAUGUCUAAUGCUUUCAGGCAUUGUUAUCGGACUCCCGAUCGCUAUAAUCAUAAUACUAAUGAAUUUACCAAAACUCUCGACAAGAGGUGAUACACGACAACAGCAUUACAUUCUUCUAGCGUUUGGUUUCCCAUUUUCAUUGGUGUUCAUUGUGUCCGUACUUUACGGCUCAUUCAGGGCUAUUAUGUACUGUUAUAAAGGAAGUGAUCAGUCAAGACAUCUUCAGUCUCGCAUGUCUUGGCGUCACUUUUCGCGAAGACUCCGAUCGCGAAGACAUCUUCAACGAGACAACGACUUUGACACCGAAUUGAGUGCUGAAAAUCGUUUCUAUUCUUUGGUCAAUCAAGUGAUGGCACAAAACACAACACAAGUCUUCCCCCAAACCAUUGACGCCACUCUUCCCCACAUUAAUGAGCCAUACAUUCAAACGCCAACUCUAUUGCCAUUCACUGAUAAU
Messenger RNA from Medioppia subpectinata, 525 nucleotides. The record is from the annotation of a GenBank genome assembly. Lineage: Eukaryota; Metazoa; Arthropoda; Arachnida; Sarcoptiformes; Oppiidae.